AUAGGCUACAGGGGACAUAAGAACACACAUACGUUUAGGCUGGAAUAAUCAGUUUAGACGCAUCGAGGGCAACGUCAAAUUUGAUAUUCAUUAGGCUAUAGGCUACCAGAAAUCUCAGGGAAGAAAGAAGCGAACAGACUGUUUGUUGUCCAUUUGGAAUCGGCAUGGACGCGUUUAAGAAAGGACUGUCAAAAGCCAAGGAUGGGGUUGUGUUGGCGGCGGAGAAGACCAAACAGGGAGUGACAGGAGCAGCUGAAAUGACUAAAGAUGGGGUCAUUUUUGUUGGUUCUAAAACAGUGGAUGGAGUCACUACAGUGGCCGGGAAGACUGUUACUGGGGUGUCACAGGUGAGUGGUGCCAUGGUGACUGGAGUCACAACCGUUGCCCAAAAAACAGUGGAGGGUGCUGGGAACAUUGUCGCUGCAACAGGACUGGUGAAGAAGGAUACACCAAAACCAGAUGAAGAGGCCAAGGAGGCGCCGGUGGAGAAUGCAGGGGAGACUCAGGCUGAGGCUGACAACAGCUGUGACAAGGCCACUGAGGACACUGAGUGAUACUCCUUGUGUUCCUUGACUCAAGAGUUCAAGAACAUUCCAUGUGACUCUGCCAAGUUCCCUUUUACUGCGUUGUGGUUCUCCAUGGAUAUGGUUCGGUGUGUCUCUGUGUGUGUUUGAGUGAAAAUAAUUCAGGUGUGUUUGGGAGUGAGAGUGCAUGUGUCUGUGUUGGUCCAUGUUCUUUGUUAGUCCUGACUGUGGUACAUGUGUACAUGUAUUCAUGUGUGUGUCCCUGAACCAGGUGCUAUCUUACGUGACUCCCUCCCACUAAGACAGGUCUCCUGGUCAGAGGAGAGUAUUUGCUCUGUGGAAUUUGUCGCUCUGGGUUAAAAAAGAAAAAUGUAUGUCAGAUAGAAUGCUAAUUCACCUCUGAUGCUUUCAAUUUAAAUGGUGAAUUGAAAACAUGUGGUGUAAACAAGUGGCAACAAACACCUAAGUGUCUAUAUAAUUAUGAAUGAUAUGAAGUUACUUUUCAAUAUAUUAUAUUUGUAUGUGUUCGAUCUAACUGGUAGGUUGUGCUGAGGUACUUUUAUGUAGAAUUAUAUUUUCUAUGUUUACAAAGUGGAUGAAUAGUACAUGGAAUCUGAUACAAGUUGCAUGGAGUAAAUGCUGUAAUUUGCCUGUUACAUUAUUUAAAAUGCUGGAUGUUAAAUAUAAAACAAACAAAUCAACCGCAUUGCACUGUAUAUUGUACAGACUGGAAUAAAGAAAUGAAUGAAUUGCGAA
Molecule: messenger RNA, 1280 nt
Organism: Sardina pilchardus (European sardine)
Lineage: Eukaryota; Metazoa; Chordata; Actinopteri; Clupeiformes; Clupeidae
Product: alpha-synuclein-like
Exons: 6
Coding region: 165-554 (129 amino acids)
Biological process (GO): synapse organization; chemical synaptic transmission; synaptic vesicle endocytosis
Cellular component (GO): neuronal cell body; axon terminus; cytoplasm
Molecular function (GO): cuprous ion binding
Source: RefSeq, a predicted model, not a curated record